Hibiscus syriacus is the source of this 2198-nucleotide messenger RNA. RefSeq names its product transmembrane 9 superfamily member 3-like. The record is from RefSeq and is a predicted model, not a curated record. NCBI's taxonomy places the organism in Eukaryota, Viridiplantae, Streptophyta, Magnoliopsida, Malvales, Malvaceae. Gene Ontology annotation, biological process: protein localization to membrane. Gene Ontology annotation, cellular component: membrane. The transcript is spliced from 7 exons. Bases 75 to 1859 code for a protein of 594 amino acids.
UCUUUAUUUUUUACGCUCCAAAAUUUCACUCUUAUUCUGCCUCUUUCGAUCCUUCUCCAAUCUUCCGGUUCACCAUGAGAAACAUUGGCAGUUCUCGCUCCUUUCUGUUCAUCGGAGUUUUAAUCCUCUGUUAUUUUCCGCAUGUCAGAUCCGAUGCCUCCGACCACCGUUACAAAGACGGUGACCCCGUCCCUCUUUACGCCAAUAAGGUCGGCCCUUUCCACAACCCAAGUGAAACUUAUCGCUACUUUGAUCUGCCUUUCUGUUCUCCAGAUCAUGUAAAGGAGAAGAAAGAAGCCUUAGGUGAGGUAUUGAAUGGAGAUAGGCUCGUGAGUGCUCCUUAUAAGCUGAAUUUUAAAGAGGAAAAAGAUUCUUCUGUUGUUUGUAAGAAGAAGCUUUCGAAGAAUGAAGUUGCCAUUUUACGGAAGGCGGUCGAUAAGGAUUAUUAUUUCCAAAUGUACUAUGAUGAUUUGCCUAUUUGGGGUUUUAUUGGCAAAGUUGACAAGGAAGGAAAAACUGACCCCAAUGGGUACAAGUAUUUCCUUUACAAGCAUAUCCAGUUCGAUGUUCUUUAUAACAAGGAUCGCGUUAUUGAGAUCAGUGCAAGGAUGGAUCCUCAUUCUCUCUUGGAUUUGACGGAGGAUAAGGAAGUUAAAGCUGAGUUUAUGUAUACUGUGAAAUGGAAGGAAACUGAUACUCCUUUUGAGAAGAGGAUGGAUAAGUACUCCAUGUCUUCUUCUUUGCCGCAUCAUUUGGAGAUUCAUUGGUUUUCGAUUAUCAACUCUUGUGUGACAGUUCUCCUGUUGACCGGUUUCCUUGCAACAAUUCUCAUGCGGGUCUUGAAGAAUGAUUUCAUUAAGUAUGGUCAAGAUGAAGAAGCAGCUGAUGAUCUAGAAGAGACUGGAUGGAAGUAUAUUCACGGAGAUGUCUUCAGGUUCCCAAAGUACAAAUCUUUGUUUGCAGCUGCUCUUGGAUCUGGAACGCAACUGUUCGCCUUAACGAUAUUCAUUUUUAUGCUUGCAUUGGUUGGUGUCUUCUAUCCGUACAACCGAGGUGCUCUGUUUACUGCUCUAGUGGUCAUUUAUGCACUCACAUCAGGAAUUGCAGGAUAUGUAGCAACUUCUUUCUUCUUUCAGCUUGAAGGAAAGAAUUGGGUUAGGAAUCUGUUUUUGACCGGCUGCCUUUUCUGUGGGCCUUUGUUUCUCACAUUCUGCUUUCUUAACACUGUUGCUAUUGCAUACAGUGCAACCGCCGCACUGCCUUUUGGAACUAUUGUAGUUAUAGUCCUCAUAUGGACACUAGUGACAUCUCCUUUGCUUGUUCUGGGUGGCAUUGCUGGCAAAAAUAUGAAGGCCGAGUUUCAAGCUCCUUGCCGUACCACCAAGUAUCCUCGUGAGAUUCCACCACUACCUUGGUACAGGAGUGCUAUUCCUCAGAUGGCAAUGGCUGGAUUUCUUCCUUUCAGUGCUAUCUACAUUGAGCUUUACUACAUAUUUGCCAGUGUCUGGGGACACAGGAUCUAUACCAUAUAUAGCAUUUUGUUUAUUGUCUUCAUCAUCCUUCUGAUUGUCACUGCUUUCAUAACUGUGGCUUUGACAUAUUUCCAACUUGCUGCUGAAGAUCAUGAAUGGUGGUGGAGGUCUUUCCUAUGUGGUGGAUCAACUGGUGUCUUUAUCUACGCCUACUGCUUGUAUUAUUACUAUGCACGAUCAGAUAUGUCGGGAUUUAUGCAAACCACAUUCUUCUUUGGUUACAUGGCCUGCAUCUGCUAUGGAUUCUUCCUCAUGCUCGGGACAGUGGGUUUCCGUGCCUCGCUAUUCUUUGUUCGUCACAUAUACAAGUCAAUCAAGUGCGAGUAAGCAGGUUAAGUUGCCCUUGCCAGUUUCCAUCAGCUCUGUCUGAGAAUUCUAUGAAUUUUGUUAGAUAUUAGGUGGAAGAUGUGCCUUAAUUGUUGGUUAGCAAAUUCGGGUUGCAUGCAUGCUUUGACUUCAAAUGCCUAACGGGAGAUCUAUGAGAUCUGGCAUGUAGGUGGUGGCAUUGGCAUUGGCAUUGGAAAUGGAGAACAUUUAGGUUAGGCAUCAUGUAUUUAUAUUUAUUUUCUGUAUGAUACUCAUGACCUGAUACUGAUGUGUGUAGAAUGCUUUAUUUUUUUUAUACAUCUUUACCAAGUAAAAUCAGGGUAAUUCUCCUGUGCACUC